This is a messenger RNA of Cyprinus carpio (common carp), 1715 nucleotides long. Its product is annotated as gastrula zinc finger protein XlCGF49.1-like. The record is from RefSeq and is a predicted model, not a curated record. Gene Ontology annotation, biological process: regulation of transcription by RNA polymerase II. The transcript is spliced from 2 exons. Gene Ontology annotation, molecular function: RNA polymerase II cis-regulatory region sequence-specific DNA binding; DNA-binding transcription factor activity. Bases 349 to 1140 code for a protein of 263 amino acids. Lineage: Eukaryota; Metazoa; Chordata; Actinopteri; Cypriniformes; Cyprinidae.
UUCAAAUAUAUAAUUAGAUGUAAACCGUUAAUUUUAUAUGAUAGAUUUAGAAGCGAUGUAAAAUGAAAUAAUUAUUACUGAAUGCAGCGUUGUAAUGCUCUAUCUAACAUUAAUCUCGUUGUUUGUGUGAGUAAAGCGCGUCCACACGUGAAUGACUGAAGACUCUCAGAUCGUGAAUCAGUUUACAUUAAACACGAGUUCAGACACUGAGAAACUAUUCAAGGGACUUCUUAUUGAUGUGAUUUAUUCGACAGUUUGGGUUUAUUAGUCUCUCUGUUAAUGAUUCUCGUCUUAAACAGACAGAAAAGCUGCUGAAACAGCUGAGAUUCAUGACACAUUAUUAUAAAGAUGGCCUUUAUUAAAGAGGAGACUGAAGAUGUGAAGAUUGAAGAAGCAUUCAGACUGAAACAAGAAGAUACCGAGGAACAAACAGACCUGGUGCCGCUGAAAGAGGAGAGUCAAGAACUGAAUGAAAAGAAAGAACAAAAUCUGUAUGAAAAUUUAGAUUUCACAACUGGAGAAAAAACUUUUGGUUGCUCACUGACUGAAAAGACACCCACACAAAAUAGAAGUCCCUCCUGCAUUCUGUGUGGAAAGUUUUUCUCUAGCUAUGGAUACCUUGAAGUCCAUAUGAGAAUUCACAAAGGAGAGAAGCCUUUUACAUGCAAACAGUGUGGAAGGAGUUUCACUGCAAAAGGAAGCCUUAACAGACACAUGAGAAUUCACACCAGAGAGAAGCAGUUCACCUGCCAACAAUGUGGAAAAAGUUUCUCUAAUAGGGGACACCUUAGAGACCACAUGAAUGUUCACAAUGCAGAGAGACCUUUCACCUGCUCUCAGUGUGGAAAAGGUUUCGAUCAAAGAAACAUACUUAAAAAACACAUGACAUUGUACUGCGGACAGAAGCCUUACAUAUGUUCACAGUGUGGAAAGAGUUUUAGACAUGAAGCAACAUUUAACACCCAUUUGAGAAACCACACUGGAGAAAACAUGUUCGUAUGCAGUCAGUGUGGAAAGAGCUUCAGAUGUAAAGUAAAUCUUACAAUGCACAAAAGAGUUCACAUUGUUCACAAACCAGAUGGACCUGAAAUGUCAGUUGCAAUCCCGUCAGUAGCACACUAUUUUCUAUUUAAAAGGUAAUAUACUGUAGAAAACGAUGCAUUCUGGGCAUUAUCUUCCAUUUUCUGUGAUGCCAAAUUUACUGCGAAUUAAAGGGAACCUAUCAUACCCCCUUUUUACUAGAUGUAAUAUAACUCAGGCGUCCCCCAAAUGUGUCUGUUAUUCAGCUCAGAAUACCCCAUAGAUCAUUAUAUUAUUCUGAGAAUUACCAUUAUUGAGCGGAAGCAAAAACAUGCUAUUUUUGUGCAUGUCUUUAAAUGUAAAUGAGCUGUUGUUCCCCACCCCCUUCCCUGAAUAAGGUUAUGCCUUUACAGCUUACGUCUUGGAUAGGCUGCCAAAAUAUAACACAUAUUUGGUUUUGAUUCAUGGGUCCAUUCUUCAUACCUCGCUUAAUAUAUCUGAUUUGACAGAUGCCAGAUCUUUUAAUCAUGAUAAGUGAUCUCUGGAUGUUUUGGUUCUUCAAACAAUUUGGUGGAUUUGACUGAGAUCAGCAUUGUCUUUUAUAGGGGUGCUCCGAUUGAUCGGCUACCAAUCACUAUCGGCCGAUAAUCACGUUGGGAUGAUUAAUUGGCAGUCUCUAAAAAUGCCGAUCUCAA